AUGGACCUUCUUCGUCUCGGGACCGUCGUCAUCACUGGCGCGGCAGCAGGUACGUCUCACAUCUACUCUAGUGAACAUUGUGAUCAAGGGGAUGAUCAACUCACGGAUAGCAUGUUCUCAGACGCGGAGUCCGUCAUUGCCUGCUUGUUUGCCCAGUACGGCUGCAAACAAAUAUACCUUGGGGGUUCUCGGACUGCAACCCUCGACGAGUGCCGGCGCAAGAUCCUGGCUGUCCACCCUUCAGUCCAGGUAUUUGUGAGGAAGCUUGACCAGUCGGAUGAAGGAGACGUCGACACUUUCUUCGCGUCGGUCGUGCAGUCCUUCACCCGGAUCGACUUCGCCGUCAAUCUGGUCUGCCAGGAUCGAGAGCCUCAAGCAACCGUCGACAUCUCGGCGGAGGACUACGCCCGGAGCUAUACGGUCUAUCAGAGAGGGGCUUUUCUGAUCCAGCGGGCCCUUCUCCGGCAGCUUCUCAAGCAAGAAAUGUUGCCCGGCUUCGGCAGUCGAGGCAGCAUCGUCAAUGUCGUUGAACUCGGUGCUACGGCGUCCUUGGCUGACCGCCCGCUCGCGGCUGCCGUAGCCAACGCGAUAGUCGGCCUAAGCAAGACCGAUGCCUUUGACUACGCAACGGACGCGAUCCGGAUCAAUUGCAUUGCGGCAGACGAGGCAUUGAAGCUGCAGAAGGGGAUUGGAGUGGGCGAGAAAGCGCUGUUGCGCAGCAUGGAAGGCAUGAGGAGCGUUGCCAAUGCCACGGCGUGGCUCUCGUCGCCGGGCUCGGGAUGGCUGACCGGCUUGGUCGUCCCUGUGGACAAAGGUCGCAAUCUUAACUGUGUUUGGUAA
Molecule: messenger RNA, 840 nt
Organism: Cladophialophora yegresii CBS 114405
Lineage: Eukaryota; Fungi; Ascomycota; Eurotiomycetes; Chaetothyriales; Herpotrichiellaceae
Exons: 2
Coding region: 1-840 (279 amino acids)
Source: RefSeq, a predicted model, not a curated record